CUUACGUAAAACUGUCAAGAGAUGAAAAAAUUUUGUGUUGCUCGUUGAAAACGAAAUUAUUUUCUGCUUCAAGAUGGUGAUUAAAAUUUAGCAAAACUCUCCGGAAUACUUUUCAAUAUUUUAAGAAAGUAGCACGCAAUAAGCCAACUCGCAAGCCACGGUCUUUGCAGGAACCAAAAUUGACCAUCAUUAUAGCCUUUUUUUGCAGAUGCAUAAGAGUAAAUAAAAUGAAUAUUCGAAGAAAAAUAGAUGUAUAAACAAGGCAUUAGCUGCUUCCAGCAGAAAACGCUGUGAGUUCUGCUAUCCAUUUUAGUAGAAGUAUGUCCGAACAUUCUAAUUCGUCAAGCUCUCCAAAGCAAGAUGAUACAGACAGAAACUGUGACGAACAGCAAUCGCCCGUUUGUUCACAACAGAGUGAUCUGCAAAAGGCAAAAUGGAUUUGCGAAUAUUGUACAUACGAAAACUAUCCUCAAUCACUAAAAUGUACGAUGUGUAAAGGACAAAAACCAUUGCUUAAUGAAGAUAUUUUCAGACUCAGUCCAACCCAGCAGCUUAACACAACGAAAAGAUCUACGUAUAACCUUGCAAGUGGUCCAUCGACAACGUCCCCGAAGUCCGACGACAGUAUUAUCGAAGGAAACCAAAAGUGGAUCUGUAAUGUGUGUACUUACCGCAACCUACUUCAAUCUCGAAGAUGUUUGCAAUGCAACAGCAAAUGGGAAGGUGAUAUGUUAACCAAAACGCUUACCCACAAAUCUCAGUCUCAAAAAAUAUCUCCACCAAAAGUGAUAUCGCAAUAUGAAAGCUUGAGCGAUCAGUUAAACGCAAUGAAUAUUUUUCGCAGUUCUGAAGAGGAUGAUGCGUUUGAUCUGUUUUCACCUGGCAGUGGGUGUGCUAGGAGAAAGCGUAAUAACUCUCCUGCCAACAGUGGUUCGUCUAGCGGGGACCCAGCUGUAGAUCGUCCAAGAGACUGCUAUUCUGGUGUAAGUAGUGAGGACGUUAAGGUUCAAUCGCCAACGACAGUUUCCCCGAUAAACAGCAGUAGUCGCAUAGCAACUAACACAGGAAAAUGGUUUUGCUCAGUUUGCACUUACGAAAACUGGCCAAAAUCGUUGAAAUGCUCGAUGUGCUUGCAUCCACGUGAAACCAACAGUGGUCGUACUAGUCAGGCAUCCGCUAGGCAUUCACCGGACCACGAUGAAAAUGUAGCAAGUAACAUCGUGGUAAACAAUAAGCGCAACCAACAGUUUGUACGUGAGCAAGAACCCAUGAAUAAUCAUGAUGUGUAUCAGCAGGAAAGGUAUAUGCGACAACUUAGGAGACAACCAGAUUGGCAGUGGCUGAAUGCUUGCAUCGGAAUCGCGGAAAAUAAUGUGGGAGCAGUGGAAACUUAUUUGGGAUGCGGUGGCGAUCCAAGUCGUUCGCUUACUCCAGCCGAGGUGAGUUUGCUCAAUCAUAACAACAUUGCUUUCGAUGUUGGCCACACGCUAAUCCAUUUGGCAAUUCGUUUCCACCGUGAUGAGAUGCUCCCGCUGCUGUUGGCUCAGAUUUCUGGUUCAGGACCAGGCAUUAAACGGGUACCUUCCUACGUGGCUCCAGAUCUUGCAAGCGAUAUUAGGCGUCAUUUUGCCCUUUCAUUAUGUAUCCGAAAAGUUGCAUUCAACUGCCAGUAUGUUAAUGAACAUGCGACCUUUUCGCUCCCUGCUGACAUCGAAGAACUGCCGUUGGCACUACAAGAACAGCUUUACGAGGAAUUACUCGAUCGUGAUGCUCAAAAGCAAUUGGAGAUGCCUCCGCCAGCACUGAACUGGUCAUUGGAAAUCACUGACCGGCUUGGAUCUCGUUUAAUGGUGCUAUGGAAUCGAAGUGCUGGUGAUUGCUUGCUUGACUCUGCUAUGCAGGCAACAUGGGGUGUAUUUGAUCGGGAUAAUACGCUACGAAGAGCUCUUGCAGAUAGUCUACACCAAUGUGGCCACUUUUUCUAUCCUCGCUGGAAGGAAAACGAAAUUAUUCAAGCUGCGUUAUUGAACUAUACCGUAUCAGAAACGCAAUUGGAAGAAGAUUGGAGUACACUUCUUUCGCUCGCUAGUCAGCCUGGAUCUUCACUUGAACAGCUUCAUAUCUUUACACUAGCGCACAUUCUUCGUAGGCCUAUUAUUGUAUAUGGAGUUAAGUACGUGAAAAGUUUUCGGGGUGAAGACAUCGGAUACGCGCGAUUCGAAGGAGUUUACUUACCUCUUCUAUGGGAGCAAGGUUUUUGCCUAAGUUCACCGAUAGCGCUGGGCUAUACUAGAGGUCACUUUAGUGCUUUAGUGCCGACAGAGCCAUAUUCGCGUAUUGAUGCGGCUAGAGACGAUAGGGAAGAUAUCACAUUUUUACCACUAAUGGAUUGUGAAAUGAAACUAUUACCUAUUCAUUUUUUGAAUAACAAUGAGAUUGGUCGAGAGGAAACCAUUAUGCGUCAGUGGUUGAAUGUAUGUGAAACUGAAGGAGGAUUAUUAGUAGCGCAACAGAAACUUCACAAACGUCCGCUUUUAGUAGCCCAAAUGUUAGAGGAAUGGCUGAACCAUUACCGGAGAAUAGCAAUUUCAAGGCUUUUUUAAAUAUUGCUUAUGCUGAACUGUUAGUGGCUUUCUAACAAACCAGUAAUUUUAUCAACAUUGGAUCGAAGCAGCUUCACACGAAAUUUACGUAUAUGUGCAUGGUUUGCAGAUAGUUAAUGAUAAGUCAAAUAUAAAUCCAAAUACAUCACGUCGCAUACAUCAGCACAUUGUCGAACAAACAUUGAACGUCAAUUAAUAGACCUUUUCUCUCGUAAAGCGCUAUCAGUGAAUAACCAGAUAUAAAUUCCAGCACAAAAUUAGAUUUAUAAUUAUCGAGCAGCACUGUUCGUAUCGAGUAGCACGACAUAUUUUGGAAAAUCUCCUUCACCGAUCAUCUACGAAACCGCGAAAACCGAUGGAUUCCCACCAACCAGGGCGGAGCAUGAAUGCAGCACAUUAGUGAUUUUAAAAAAGAGAGCUAUGAAAUAUAAUGCACUAGUACUUUAUCAAUUUGAAAAAUUGCAUAAAUACCAAGCCAGGAUAGAUACAAUCUAUAAAAUCAA
Molecule: messenger RNA, 3106 nt
Organism: Wyeomyia smithii (pitcher-plant mosquito)
Lineage: Eukaryota; Metazoa; Arthropoda; Insecta; Diptera; Culicidae
Gene: trbd
Product: ubiquitin thioesterase trabid
Exons: 7
Coding region: 321-2603 (760 amino acids)
Biological process (GO): cell migration; protein K33-linked deubiquitination; positive regulation of Wnt signaling pathway
Cellular component (GO): cytoplasm; nucleus
Molecular function (GO): cysteine-type deubiquitinase activity; K63-linked polyubiquitin modification-dependent protein binding
Source: RefSeq, a predicted model, not a curated record